AUGAGUAAGAAACCAUAUGAUGGAGCAGAGCUCCCAACCCACCCUACACUUCCUCUGUGGGUGCUUACGCCCAAGGAGGAACAGGUUGUGUUUGAGAGAUGGAGAAAAAAGGCGUUCCAGAAGUGUGACGCUUUGAUCAGAGCAUACAUCGAGUGUUCAAACCUGUACGACAAUCCAGUCGAGGGAAUCAAAAUGUGCAAGGAAGCCAACGAUCGGUCUCUUGGAUGUGUGGCUGAGUAUCAGAAGUUGAAGUAUCUAGAUGAUGAGAGAGAUAUCUUGAUUGCCGAUAAGAAGUUGAAGCGACAGAUUUACUUGGAUCGUUUAAAGGCUCAGAUGGAGAAGAAGAGCGAGGAGAAGAGCUAA
Messenger RNA from Australozyma saopauloensis, 363 nucleotides. RefSeq lists its product as uncharacterized. The coding region runs from base 1 to 363 and encodes 120 amino acids. The transcript has a single exon. Lineage: Eukaryota; Fungi; Ascomycota; Pichiomycetes; Serinales; Metschnikowiaceae. The record is from RefSeq and is a predicted model, not a curated record.